This is a messenger RNA of Medicago truncatula (barrel medic), 1613 nucleotides long. RefSeq names its product O-acyltransferase WSD1. Gene Ontology annotation, molecular function: diacylglycerol O-acyltransferase activity. Lineage: Eukaryota; Viridiplantae; Streptophyta; Magnoliopsida; Fabales; Fabaceae. Gene Ontology annotation, biological process: triglyceride biosynthetic process. The transcript is spliced from 5 exons. The record is from RefSeq and is a predicted model, not a curated record. Gene Ontology annotation, cellular component: plasma membrane. Bases 362 to 1546 code for a protein of 394 amino acids.
AAUAGCUCUUCCUUAAGUGUGUGCAUUUUAGGUGUUUUAGAAUCUGAGAUUUCAAUAUCUAUAGAUGAUAACCAAACCUUGUCACUUCUUAACAAUGUAUUCCUUCCUAUCAGCACUCGUUUUUCAUCCAUCAUGGUCUAUAGUAUAUUACAGUGAACCACUCAUGAUAUUAUGAAAUAAACGCCAAAGUUGAAAUAUAAUUGGACAUCUAUGUAAUUUUUCUAUACUAUCAAUGCAUAGUUCUUAAACUUCCUAAAAUGAAAGAAACUAACCAUCUAUACUUGAAUAGAUUAAGGACCACAAUGGAGAGAAAAAAUGGAAGAAAGUUGAUGUCAAAGUAGAGGAUCAUGUAUACAUUCCUAUGUUUCCCACUAGCAAAUCAUCACUCUAUGAUGAAUAUCUUGAUGAUUAUAUGUCAAAAAUAGCAAUGGAACAUUUACCACAAGAUAGACCACUAUGGGAAAUUCAUAUUAUUAAAUAUCCAACAAAAAAUGCAGCUGGUACCUUAGUAUUCAAACUUCAUCAUGCACUUGGAGAUGGUUACUCUCUAAUGGGAGCUCUUCUAUCAUGUUUAGAAAGAGCUGAUAACCCUUUUCUUCCAUUCACAUUACCAUCAAGUAAAAUUAGACCUAAAUCAAUUUUUAAUACCAAAGCAUUUUUCAAGAGAUCAUUUCCCUCAAUUUUCUCCAAAGUAUUUGAUACUAUAUCUGAUUUUGGAUGGAGUAUGUUAAAAAGUAGUUUGGUUGAAGAUGAUGUAACACCAAUUAGGUCUUGUGAGGAUGAUAUCAAGCUAAGGAAAAUUAAUAUCUCAAGUGUCUCAUUCUCUAUGGAUCGCAUCAAAGAAGUGAAAUCAAGACUUGGAGUGAGCACAAAUGAUGUGAUUGCUGGUCUAAUUUUCUUUGGAAUUCGACUAUACAUGCACCAAAUGAAUCAAGAUUCAAGCAAAAAUCAAUCCACAGCAUUGGUUUUAUUGAAUACAAGAAACAUUGGAGGUUAUAAGUCAGUUAAGGAGAUGGUUGACAUUAAGAACAAUAAUGAUGGUUCAGCUUGGGGAAAUCAAUUUGCAUUUUUGCAUGUUUCAAUUCCAAAGCUAAGUGACAAAAAAUAUGAAAAUCCAAUUGAAUUUAUAUGGGAAGCUCAUAAAGAAAUCAACAGGAAGAAAAAUUCCUUGGCCACACCUCUUACUGGUAUGAUCUUAAAUAUGGUGAAGAAAUUGAGAGGCCCCGAGGCUUCAGCCAAAUUUGUAUACAACACUUUGAGAAAUUCAAGCACAACAAUUUCCAACAUAAUUGGACCAAUGGAGCAAAUGGCUUUGGCUAAUCAUCCAAUUAAAGGACUAUAUUUUAUGGUUGUUGGUCCACCAGAGAGUCUAACCAUAACCAUUAUGAGCUACAUGGGAAAGUUAAGAAUUGCAUUUGGAUUGGAGAAAGACUUUAUUGACAAGCAAAAAUUCAUUUCAUGCAUGGAGAGUUCUCUUGAGAUGAUAAUUACAGCAGCAAGAAAGAUUUCCAUCAAAGAAAACAUAUUUCCACUACAUUAUUGUUAAUGAUUAAUUUUUUAUCCAAAUAUAUACGAUAUAAGGUUUAUUUGAUUGUAAUUUGUUUAUGUGUAAU